AUGAUGCCCUCAGAGGAUCCAGAACUGCAACCUGUGCUCUUUGGACUUUUCUUGUCCAUGUAUGUGGUGUCAGUACUGGGGAACCUGCUCAUCAUCACAGCCAUUAGCACUGACUGCCACAUUCACACCCCCAUGUAUUUCUUUCUCUCCAUCCUGUCCUUGGAUGACAUCUGUUUUGUCUCCACUACAGUCCUGAAAAUGAUUGGGAACAUCCAAACUCACAGCAGAGUCAUCUCCUAUGUGGGCUGCCUGACACAGAUGUCUCUUUAUAUCAUUUUUGCAGAUAUGGAUGGUAUGCUUCUGACUGUGAUGGCCUAUGAUCGGUUUGUGGCCAUCUGUCACCCCUUGAACUAUCCAGUCAUUAUGAACCCCCGACUCUGUGGAUUGUUAGUUUUGCUGUCUUUUUUGAUUAGCAUUUUGGGCUGUCAGGUACACAUUUUGUUUGUGUUACAAAUUACAUAUUUUAAAGAUGUGGAAAUUUCUAAUUUUUACUGUGACCCUUCUCAACUUCUUGAUCUUACCUGUUCUGACAGCUUCUCUAAUAACAUUUUCAAGUAUUUGGCUGUGACCAUAUAUGGUUUUUUCCCCAUUUCAGGGAUAUUCUUCUCUUAUUAUAAAAUUAUUUCCUCCAUUCUGAGAAUCCCAUCAGGUGGGAAGUAUAAAGCCUUCUCAACCUGUGGGUCUCACCUCUCUGUGGUUUGCUUAUUUUAUGGAACAGCCAUUGGCGUGUACCUUGAGUCAGCUGUAUCAAAUUCCCCCAGAAGAGUGCAGUGGCCUCAGUGA
Messenger RNA from Castor canadensis (American beaver), 783 nucleotides. RefSeq names its product putative gustatory receptor clone PTE01. The record is from RefSeq and is a predicted model, not a curated record. Gene Ontology annotation, biological process: G protein-coupled receptor signaling pathway. NCBI's taxonomy places the organism in Eukaryota, Metazoa, Chordata, Mammalia, Rodentia, Castoridae. Gene Ontology annotation, cellular component: membrane. Gene Ontology annotation, molecular function: G protein-coupled receptor activity; olfactory receptor activity.